This is a messenger RNA of Gracilinanus agilis (Agile Gracile Mouse Opossum), 870 nucleotides long. RefSeq names its product tryptase beta-2-like. The record is from RefSeq and is a predicted model, not a curated record. NCBI's taxonomy places the organism in Eukaryota, Metazoa, Chordata, Mammalia, Didelphimorphia, Didelphidae. Bases 1 to 870 code for a protein of 289 amino acids. Gene Ontology annotation, biological process: proteolysis. The transcript is spliced from 6 exons. Gene Ontology annotation, molecular function: serine-type endopeptidase activity.
AUGGAAAUGAGAAUAGCUCCUGACAGACAGAGAAUGUUCAGCCUAUUGUUCCUGACCCUUCCCGUCUUGGGGAGCUCAGUUCCUCUGAUUCAAGACAGGGAGCAAGUUGGCAUUGUUGGAGACCAGGAAACUUCAAAGGAUGAGUGGCCUUGGCAAGUCAGCCUCAGACGGGAUAUAGGUCCAUACUGGAUGCAUUUCUGUGGUGGCUCCCUUAUCCACCCCCAGUGGGUAUUGACUGCUGCCCAUUGCAUUGACACGAUUCCGAAGGAGCCUUCAACAAUCAAGAUUGAACUGAUGGAACAGCACCUGUAUUAUAAAGACAAGCUACUGCCCCUGGCUGAGAUUAUUGUCCCUCCAAAAUACACCUUUGCUUUUCGGGGCUGGGAUAUUGCUCUGCUAAAAUUGAAGACCCCUGUGGAGUUGUCCAGUCAUGUUAAGCUUAUCAGCCUUCCUAAUGCCACUGAGACUUUCCCAUUGGAUUCAGAGUGCUGGGUGACUGGCUGGGGCAAACUUGAUUCUGGAGUGUUCUUGCCUCCACCCUACACCCUGAGGAAGGUACAAGUUUCUUUGUUGGAUCCAAAAGACUGUGAUGAAAAGUACCACAAGAAAACCUACACUGGUUCAUCUGUAAAGAUAAUUACUGAUGAUAUGCUAUGUGCUGGAAAACCACAUGUAGGCUUCUGUCAGGGUGACUCUGGGGGACCCCUGGCCUGCAAAGUUGGGGAUUCCUGGAAGCAAGCUGGGGUGGUGAGUUGGGGAAUAUGUGGCUCACCCAUCAAGCCUGGUGUCUACACACGUGUCUCAAGCCAUGUGGAUUGGAUCAACGAGCAUGUUUUCUGCAAUUCCUCUACAAACCCAAUUAGAUUCUAA